Pediculus humanus corporis (human body louse) is the source of this 684-nucleotide messenger RNA. RefSeq lists its product as uncharacterized. The coding region runs from base 1 to 684 and encodes 227 amino acids. The transcript is spliced from 5 exons. Lineage: Eukaryota; Metazoa; Arthropoda; Insecta; Psocodea; Pediculidae. The record is from RefSeq and is a predicted model, not a curated record.
AUGUUUCCAUGGACUGGAGGACAAUUAUUCGGUGGUAGAACCGUUUUGCAAGAUUUCAGUUUAGAACACGAUUUAAUAAGAGCAAUAAAAAUCCCAUUCGAAGAUCCUAAAACUCAAUUUUUCGACAAGGGAUUCGAUGGAUUUCCCGCAUUUGGACUCCUCCCCGGUAGCGACGUUAAAGUUCCCUAUCGUAUUAUUUUGCCAGAAAAAUUAUAUUCGGAAUUUACGAUUCAAGCAACCGUAAAACUAAGUUCUCACGAUGGCGGAUUUCUUUUUGCCGUUGUUAAUCCUUUGGAAACGGUUGUCCAGUUGGGAAUACAAAUAACGCCGGCAAAUGAAAAUCCAGGACAUUCUAAUUUUAGCCUAUUUUACACAGAUGCAAACACUCAUUUUUCAUCUGAAAUAAUAGCUAGCUUUGACGUAUUUGCAUUUAAAGUGACAUCAAAUAACGUAACAUUGUAUUUUAAUUGUCACGAAUAUGAUUCCGUACAAAUAAAAAAAUCACCAUCGGAAUUAAUAUUUGAUUCCGCAUCGACUCUUUACGUUGGACAAGCUGGUCCUUUGCUUAAAGGUUCAUUUAACGGUUCGUUACAAGAAUUAAAACUUUAUGGUAGCGCAAAUCAAGCCGAACUUCAAUGGUCUGGAGAAGAUGAAUACAAUUUCAGUUUUGUAAGUCUUAUUUAA